UUGGGGAGGGGGCUCCGAGCAUUUCCUUUUUCCAUUUAUAAUCACGCAGAGGAGCAGCAAUCAAGGCUGCUAUGGGGGCAAAUUAGCGAACAUUAAAGGGAAUUUAUCAGCCGAAGGAUCCGCCAGAAAGCGCAAACGGUCGCGUACGAGCGCCGAGAACGCGCAGGCUGAGCGGAUAAACCAGAGCUUGAAAGCUCUGUCUCUGGAUCCAGGAUCUAAACUUUUUUUUUUCUCCUCCGGACAGCAGCAGGAGCAGUCAGGAGGCUCGUGGUGGGAAGCAUUUCCUGAGGAAAUGUUGGAGCUUUUCUCCUCUAACCAGUUGAUGCCAAAUGUAAAAGUUUGGGACAAUGUGAAAAAUGGAGGAAAACUUCUCCAUCUUUGCGGGUCUAAAGUUUUCCAGAUGUCUCUCAUGAUGCAACAAGCGACUGUUUAGUGAAACACAUUCACGCCCAAAGGAGGGAAAAGGUUUGACAUUAUUUCAGGAGUUUUUACAGAUCACUGGAUUUGUUCUGAUCUGAAUUUUUUUUUUUUUGGAAUGAGGGGAAGUUAGGAGUUCCUGCUUUUCCGGGAGGAAAUUAGACUUCAGGAUGAAGAAGGAGGAAAAAUAAAGUUUUUAGGAACCGUCGGUUUCUGUGAGGGAAAUGUUUUUUUGGAUGAAUUUCUGAAACUUACAAGGGAAUCCCAAUGAGUGUCUCACAGGCAACACUCACUGACAGGACUCCAAACAUCCUCAACAAGGAGCUCACAGACAAGAAACCAAAGAGAGAGAAUUCCUCCAUCUCCCUCAAACACGAGUUUGAUCCCACAGGUCUGGUCCAGCGCUGUGUGAUCAUCCAGAGGGAUGAAAAUGGCUUUGGGCUGACAGUAAGUGGGGACAAUCCGGUGUUUGUGCAGCUGGUCAAAGAAGAUGGAGCUGCGAUGCGAGCCGGCGUGCAGACAGGAGACCGGAUCAUCAAGGUUAACGGGACUUUAGUGACACAUUCAAACCACAUAGAGGUCGUAAAGCUGAUCAAAUCGGGUUCCUAUGUAGCUUUGACCGUUCUGGGGAGGCCUCCGGGCCUUCCUCACAUCCCUCUGGAAGAGGAGAGGGAUGAGGAGGUGGGAGUGGGAGAGACCACCACAUCCUCCGCUCUUCCAUCAUCUCACUCCACUGAGAUCUCUGGGGGCGUGCCAAGCAGCCCCCAUGACCACACAACCUCCUCCAUGCCCGAUGGGUGCCAGGAUGGAGCCUCAGGGUCCAGGAAUGGUGAGGAUGAGGAGGGAGAUGGCAGGCUUCCUUACAGGGAGCAGACGUCGCCGUCACAGGGCGAAGGAGGACCCUGUGUCAACAACAGUGCUACGAACAGCCGGCUGCUCCCAGAGAGGAAAAGAAAGACGCCCUGUCACAGUCCCGACUUCAGCCGGAGAGACGGCCUGGACUUCUGCCCGUCGCCGGACUCUGAAGACGCUCCGGACACAGACUCCAGUGCACAGAGCAUCAUUGGAAGCCCCCCCUACUUCCUCAACCCCCAAAUUAUCGGAGCAGAGGACGAUUACUUUGACUAUCAGCAAGAGCAGAUCAGCGGACAGUGCAGCUGUUUCCAGAGCAUCGAGUCUCUGAAGGGUCGACCGGCUCACCUGGCAGUCUUCCUCCAUCACGUGGUGUCCCAGUUUGACCCUGCUCCUCUGCUGUGUUAUCUUUACGCUGACAUGCACAAGCAAACCAGCUCGAAAGAAACUCGCCGCUUCUUCUUAGAGUUCCACUCACUCUUUGUGGAUCGAUCAGCUAAUCUGAAAGUACAAGUGCCAGAAACAGUUGCAGCUGAACUAGAGAGGCGAAGGCUGGAGCUGAUUCCCGAGGAGCUCUGCCGACAGUACACUCUGUCCAUCCAGGAAGCACUUCUGUCGGAACUUCACGUCAACCUGGAAGACUUCAGGCAGAAGCGCAGCAUGGGUCUGACGCUGGCCGAAGACGAGCUGUCCCGGUUAGACUCGGAGCGCAAAAAGGAGCAGUCGACUUUGGAGAAGGAAUGCUCUUGCGCCGAGCGCGUCCUCUCCAAGAUCGAGGAUAUUCUGUUGACCUCACAGCCCACAGAGGAAGAGAAGUGCCAAACCAUGCAGUACGUGAUUCUCACCUACAUGAAACACCUCGGCGUCAAAGUGAAGGAGCCUCGCGAACAUAAACGCGGACUCAUGAACUUUCUACCCAAGAUUAAGGUGAAAAGACCUGAGAAACAUCUCCUGUCCCAAAUCCUCAACCCGCCUCGCCGCCUGAGCAAAGUGGACUCCACGUCAGUUGGAAAAGCGGUGGAGCUGAACAAGCAGCGAUCGCCAAAGCUUCCCCAGUCGCCCUUCAGCGUCUCCGACCUGCCCGACCCCUCUGCUGCCGGGUUCGUCAGAAACCGGGUCAACCAGCUCAGCGAGGGGUCGGACACCAGCACCCAGUCGGUGUCCUCCAGCACCUCCACGGCUCACGGCUCCCCCACCGCCGCCUCCACCUCCGACACCAGCGGGCCAGACUCCGACUCCAACGUGUCUCCCAUCUGUCUGCUGUCCAAACCCACUGAAGGUCUGCAGUCCAACGACCACCAUGAGAACCUCUCCAGCCCAACAAGCACUCAGUUCGACUUCAGCGCCGCCAACCUGGAGCAGCGGGAAGACGAUCAGGAGCCCUUCAGCAGGAUGGAUGUUCAGUGUGCAGCGAGUCCAGCCGACACCCAGAGUGAGGACGACCAGGGCGGGGAGCCGGAGACGGAGGAAGACCCUCUGAACUGGCAGAGGCUGGUCAGCCGGGGCGUCCUGGCCACCCUCACCCCGAAGGAGAUCAAGCGGCAGGAGGUCAUCAACGAGCUGUUUUACACUGAGCGCGCUCACCUGCGCAUGCUGAGGGUGCUGGACGGCGUUUUCUGCCAGAGGCUGAGCAGGGACGCCAUCCUCCUGCCAGAGGAGGUUAAGCAGAUAUUUGUCAACCUGGAAGAAAUCAUUCAGAUGCACGUUUCCAUAACGGAACACAUGGCCGCCGUCAGGAAACGCAGCGAGACGUCAGUGAUCGGGCAGAUCGGAGACGACCUCCUCUCAUGGUUCAGCGGGGAGGAGGAGGAGAAGAUGAAGAGAGCGGUGGGAACUUUCUGCAGCAACCAGCCUUCAGCUCUGGAGCUCAUCAAGACGAAGAAGAAAAAGGACCAGAGGUUUAACUCAUUCAUGCAGGAAGCAGAAAGCAACCGUUUGUGCCGCAGGCUGCAGCUGAAGGACAUCAUCCCUGUGGAGAUGCAGAGGGUCACCAAGUACCCGCUCCUGCUGGCUAAUAUCACUAAGUACACGGAUGAGGGAGAGGAAAGGGACAAAGUCAGGAAAGCUGCAGAAUGUUGCAAGAAGAUCCUCAACCAUGUCAACCAGGCUGUGAAAGAGGCGGAAAACAAACAGCGGUUGGAAGAGUAUAUGCGCCGGUUAGACCUCUCCUCGCUCAAACAGAGCGAAAACCCUCUGAUUCUGGAGCUGAAGAACCUCGAUCUGACCAAAAAGAAGAUGGUGCACGAGGGGCCUUUGUCCUGGAAAGUCAACAGAGACAAGACAAUUGAGCUUUACACUCUGCUGCUGGAGGACAUCAUGGUUCUGCUGCAGAAGCAAGAUGAGCGUCUGGUACUCAAGCUGCACGGCAAGAAUCUCGCCAGCAUUGCUGAUCUGAAGAACAUCUUCAGCCCCAUCAUCAAACUCAACACUGUUCUCGUCCGACCCGUGGCAACUGACAACAAGUCCUUCUUCGUUCUGUCCAUGUCGGAAAACGGAGCUCAAAUUUACGAGCUGACGGCUCAGACUGUCACGGACCAGAGAAUGUGGCAAUAUCUGAUCACUCAAAGUGCGGACUCCAUGAAGGCCAAAUCUCAUAACAGUGGCUUGCCUCAACCUCAGACGGAAGCCGAGCGGGACGUUAUCGAGAUUAUGAACAGCAACAUCCCCAAAGCCGGCGCGCAGACCAACGCUGUGACCAAUGGAAGCAUCACGUCGUCAGAUAAAGAGGCUGCCCUUCCUCUCGACAUUCCAGCUCCCGUCAACCCUUUUGACUGCCUAAAAUCGGAAGAUGAAGAAGAGGAGCUGACUGUAACAGGCAGGCAAGAGGAAGAGGAGCUGACUGUAACAGGCAGGCAAGAGGUAGAGGAGCUGACUGUGGCAGAGAGAUCAGAGGAAGAGGAGCUGCCAGUGACAGAAAGAGAGGAGGUUGAGGAGGAGGUGGAGGAGGUGGAUGAAGCAGAACUGGAGGCCUUCUUGAACGGGCAGCUGGCUGAGAGGCUGCUGCGGGAAUCUGCAGGAUCCCGUCAGGGUAUCGCCAUCCAAAGCGAGGAGAACAUGGAGUUCAGCUUCCCCUCCUCCAAAGCUGAAGAAGCUCUGCAGACCUUGGCGACACUGAGGCAGAUCCUCUUCACUCACUUGAAGAGCAGAGAGGCGGAGGAGGAAGGCGGGGCAAACAAGCCGAACGGGGCAGUUCAGAUGAACAGCUUUCCGCCCGCUCAGAUCGACUCAGGUUGUGAGGAGGGCGGUCCUGCCAAAGAGAACCCGCAGCCCUCCUCUGCAGCCGAAGGGCUUCUGGAAACCGCAGAGCAAAAUGGAGGUUUUGCGGUGUUUGAUUUUGGAGGAUGCUCCGACGAGAGCACUGCUGAAGAUGACGCAGACGUGGACGUCGCCAUCGACAUCAGGAAGCUGCUGUCCUCCUCUUCGCAGGCGGGGGCGAAUGGACCCAACCUGAGCAGGCAGCUGAUGACCUACCUGCGCCUCCUGCAGGCCGACCUGCAGCACCUGAAGGAAGUGGAGAUGAAGUACAAAGAACUGCGUCAAAUUCACGGCGAUGCCGUUCCCGACUCUGACAACACGGACGGACUCCAAUGAAGACAGAAGUCCAGCUGUUUGUUGAAGAAACUGGAGCCUCUGAAAACAUCCCGAUGAAGGCUUUAAGAGGCAGGAGAGGAAACCUCAAUCCUAAUGAAGAAUGCUUCACUGUAGCAGACAAAUAUGAUGGGAUGACUCCUAAAAUACGCUGGAUAAAUGUUGUGAAACACUGGAUUUAUUGGUCUGAAGAGGAGAAGUUUGACACAAAGAGAAUCAAGACCUUAAGGUGGAAAGAGUCAACACUUUCAGGUGUGAAAGUAUUCAAAGUGUUGCCCAGAAACAGCAGAAAUUAGCUGAAAACCUAAAACAGAAAUUAACAUUUGGACAACUGAGAUGAUUCAACGCCUAAACUAUCAAAGCGCCUAUUUUUGAAAGCAAAAUCUCUAACGGUUUCUACAGGUCAAAUCUCCCCCCUCCCUUUGAGAAAGACUAGCUGUGCCUUUUCCAUCUACAACAAGCUUCAGUGUCCAUAAAAAUCCAAACGCUUUUUUUUCUCCGCCGGGAUUUGGAGCCGCUCUUCAGCUUCAGGGUUUGGGAGGCUGUUCCGGCCGAUCUGCAGCCGCAGCCACCGGGUUCUGCUGACAUCAAUCCUCCUGCAAGCUUCCCCAUCACUUCUAGUGCUUCAAAAACAAGGUCACGCCUUGAUCCAAGAACCCCGUUAAUGUUCUUCAGCUGUCCUUUGCCUGCUGAAGCAAGAUCUCUAGAAAAGCAGCCGUCUGUGAAUAAAGAGCAGCCAACGGUCAACAGAAAAACUAAAGUUUCAGUGCUCUACAGCGCCUCCAUCUGGGAAAAUGAGGGAAAAACCAGUUUGGUUUCAGAGCAUUGCUGAGAUGUGAUGUCACAUCCUGUUUAGUCGCGUUCAAAGAAGCUAGAAUAUUUAUGCUGACACUGGAGAGGCUUAUUCCCAGGUUUCUGCCUUUUUUGUAUUAUAGUCAAGCUUUUAUAAUCCAACUAAUGUCCAAUAAUCCACGAAAAAGACGUGGAAAGAGGCAGAUCAGAUAUUUAGGAAACAAAGAUGUGACAAACAGAACAUUAAUGUUCCUAUCUGAAAUUAUUUAUGAAUAAAAACUGAGAGGAGGUAGUUUUCCCUGUUUGACCACUUAGUUGAAGGGUCUGAAGACUGUGCAUUACUCUUUAUAAGAAGGUUUUUUUUUUUUUUAUCAGCGAGUUGUUUGAAAUGCAUCUUUUGGGGACUUGAUCACAGCUUCUCUGGAGGUUUCAGAACUCUGUGCAUGAAUGUAGCAUCACAAAUAUCACUACAGUUUAUGCCAACAGGCAGUUUAUGAGCGAAACGGAGAUGAAAAUGAUGUUUUUUGGGUCAUCCAGAAUGACACGGCGCAUCAGCGUGUAAAUAGGACAUGAGUGCCGCCCCAGUUGUCUGUAGUUUUGCAGCUUGGAGCACUUUCUACACACACUUUUACUGGAUCUGUGGAUUUAACUUGAUUGGUUCAACAAAUGAAAAAGUUUGUAGUAAACGUGGGCACUUGGUUUUCACUGUCGGACUCCGGAGAAGUCCCCGCCUCCUCACUGAACCCUGAUAAUUGAUGGACAGGUCAGGACUGAUGUUUGACUCUGUGACCCGCCAAUCAUGUUGCUGUCAAACCGCCUCCUGAUGCUUCACCUGAGGAAAGAGUAGAGUUUGAAUGCAAAGUCUCCGUUAUUGUAUCUGCUGACACCAAUAAAAAAAAAAAGCAAUCAG
Messenger RNA from Oryzias latipes (Japanese medaka), 6559 nucleotides. RefSeq names its product Rho guanine nucleotide exchange factor (GEF) 12b (gene arhgef12b). Gene Ontology annotation, molecular function: G protein-coupled receptor binding; guanyl-nucleotide exchange factor activity. The record is from RefSeq and is a predicted model, not a curated record. Gene Ontology annotation, biological process: intracellular signal transduction; G protein-coupled receptor signaling pathway. Lineage: Eukaryota; Metazoa; Chordata; Actinopteri; Beloniformes; Adrianichthyidae. Gene Ontology annotation, cellular component: cytoplasm.